Molecule: messenger RNA, 4503 nt
Organism: Hyaena hyaena (striped hyena)
Lineage: Eukaryota; Metazoa; Chordata; Mammalia; Carnivora; Hyaenidae
Gene: ERLIN2
Product: ER lipid raft associated 2
Exons: 12
Coding region: 263-1276 (337 amino acids)
Biological process (GO): SREBP signaling pathway
Cellular component (GO): endoplasmic reticulum; endoplasmic reticulum membrane
Molecular function (GO): cholesterol binding; ubiquitin protein ligase binding
Source: RefSeq, a predicted model, not a curated record
GGCCUCUCUGCGGCUCCGGGCCGGAGCUGAUCAGCCGUCCUCCCGGGCUCGAGCCCCAGCAGCCUUUAUCCCUCAGGAGCUAGAAAGCAGCCCCUUUCUGUUUCGUCCCUUCCCCGCGAGCCCCAGGGCGCUUGGGACGCGUGACCCUCUCUCGGAAGGGAGCAGGGAAGGGGCGCGAUUUGGGAGCGGGGAGCGGGGCAUUUGCAGAAGGGACGCAGCUGCGGACCGGUAGCUGGCGUCCGCUACGGAUAAAGGCUCACUGAUGGCUCAGUUGGGAGCAGUUGUGGCUGUGGCUUCCAGUUUCUUUUGUGCAUCUCUCUUCUCAGCUGUGCACAAGAUAGAAGAGGGACAUAUUGGGGUGUAUUACAGAGGUGGUGCCCUCCUGACUUCCACCAGCGGCCCUGGUUUCCAUCUCAUGCUCCCUUUCAUCACAUCGUAUAAGUCUGUGCAGACCACACUGCAGACAGACGAGGUGAAGAACGUGCCUUGCGGAACUAGUGGUGGUGUGAUGAUCUACUUCGACAGAAUUGAAGUGGUAAACUUCUUGGUCCCAAAUGCAGUGUAUGACAUCGUGAAGAACUACACUGCCGACUAUGACAAGGCCCUCAUCUUCAACAAGAUCCACCAUGAGCUGAACCAGUUCUGCAGCGUGCAUACGCUUCAGGAGGUCUACAUUGAGCUCUUCGAUCAGAUUGAUGAGAAUCUCAAGCUGGCUUUGCAGCAGGACCUGACCUCCAUGGCCCCCGGGCUCGUCAUCCAAGCUGUGCGGGUGACAAAGCCCAACAUACCCGAGGCGAUCCGCAGAAACUACGAGUUGAUGGAAAGCGAGAAGACAAAGCUGCUCAUCGCAGCCCAGAAGCAGAAGGUGGUGGAGAAGGAAGCUGAGACAGAGCGGAAGAAGGCCCUUAUCGAGGCAGAAAAAGUGGCUCAGGUGGCAGAAAUCACCUAUGGGCAGAAGGUGAUGGAGAAGGAGACCGAGAAAAAGAUUUCAGAAAUCGAAGAUGCUGCGUUUCUGGCACGGGAGAAGGCAAAGGCUGAUGCCGAGUGCUACACCGCUAUGAAAAUCGCCGAGGCAAACAAGCUGAAGCUGACCCCGGAGUAUCUGCAGCUGAUGAAGUACAAAGCCAUUGCUUCCAACAGCAAGAUUUACUUUGGCAAGGACAUCCCGAACAUGUUUGUGGACGCCGCGAGCAGUCUGGGCAAGCAGUUUGAGGGGUUCGUGGACAAGCUGAGUUUCGAUGAUGACCCCCUGGAAGUAGACCCUGAGGAGAACUGAAAUCUUUGUGUACAACCUCAAAUGACACUUAAAAGAGAUCUUUAUUUUUUAAUGAUGAACCAGGAUGCUCCUCCCUCCCACAUGACCUGCUUUGACUCUCUUCCAUGUUUGGUGGUGGAAAAAGAAGAAAUGCAUUUAAAUCGAUUUCCCUUCCUGGGAAUGGAGGGCUAGGGGUGAUGAUUUGGGGUUUUAUUCAGGUAAGUGGGUCAGAUGACUUGGGUUAAGAUUGGGAAACCAUGGUUUUGACCUUUGACCUCGAGACACUAAUUUUAGCCCUUUGAAGCUGAUUUAAGUAGGGACUGGGUCCUUACAGAGUGAGAGAAACGAGAAAUGUAGGGUGUUGCCUCCGGGUGAUUAGGUUCCCUGACUUGGGAAAACACGGACCUGUCUUCUCACCCCGGCCUCCAAGGUGGGAGAUGCCUGUGGGUGAGGCUCGGCACCGGAGCAAACGUGUGCUUCUGAGUCUGCCCGCCAAGCUGCGAGGGGACGGCUGCAGGGGAUGCUGGGCUUCACGGGUGUCUCUGUCGGGGUGUCUGGGAGUUAUUAGAGGUGCACUUUCUUGAACGUUCUUAGGGAAGAACCGUGCUAGAAUCUGCGGGCUCUUCUCUCCAACACCCCCCUUGCCCCAGGGUCUAACGGACUGGUGGUUUCCGACUACAUUCCACACACUUUUUUUAAAACUUUCCGCCUGUGCUGUGAUUCGGUUUUUUCCUCUCAAAUCUGUUGACUGGUUCCACUCGGCAUCAAGAAGACAGGAACAAACAACCCAAGUGUCUUAAUAGCUGCCGAAGUAGGGUCGUUGCCUCUCUCGGCCACCGUGGUACAUGCUUGGCCAACCACGAGUGUUCCUUGGGAUCCGGUGUCUUCUGCUGUGGGGAUCCUGCAUUGAAGAGCUCCUGUGGGGGAGGAGGAGGGCCCCCCUGGAAGAUCUCCCCAUCGUGAUGCCUCUAGCUUGCACUGGCAGUAGUCUGACGUAGCGAUAAAAAGGGAGCCUGUUCUCUGAGUAGCAGCGUUUUUAAAUCGAGGGCACCAACGGCCGCACAGGUCAGACUGAGUGCUAAGUCUCCAGGGACAGCGAUGGACGUGCAUGUCCGAGGUCCUGCCCCAGCCCCUGGGUUGGAAGGGCUGCAUCAAAAUCUGUUCAGAUGUUUGGUUUUGGCUUUAGUUUAGUUUCGUUUUUUCCAUUUCUAAUUAGGAAAACUUUGAGUCACUCUGGGAGAUUUGUGAUGGAGGAGAACAAACGUGAAAGAAAGGUUUUCUUCUAUCCUGAAAUUGGGGGGUGGGGUGUCCAGCUUAUGUAGCCCACAAGUCGUGCACCGGCUUGCUAGGUUAUCUCGAGUUAACUUGCAGACACGUUGUUACUCUGCGUGACAAGCUCUGGCUUAGGACCCGCCCUUGUUAUUAGCUGACCUCCCUACCCCCACAAAGGAACUACCACCCUCCCGCCUUGGUAAUACUAUGAAUGCUACUUACUGGCACUGAUCCCCACCUCCUGUUUGGUCCCAUGCCCAGACUUCUGGCUUAUUGAAUGGUCCCAAAAUUCGGGCCGGCUCGCUCCACAAGUAGCACCAGGCUUGUCUAGAGUCUGGGGAGCAGUCCGCCUGCUUAGGUAGAAACAAAAUGUUAACUCCUCUGAAAUGCUGCCCUUCUCUGUUUUCACCGCUGGGACUUCUCAAAGCAUUCGUCCCGGUUACCCUUUGUGCAGGCGGCCACAUGUCCGUGGGAAUGACGGACUUUAAUGUGCGCACAGGUGCUUGCAGAAGACAGGCGGUCCCCCAAGACCAACAGGGCAUCUGUCGUUAAGACAUACUCCCCUCCAUUUCGGUGCCACUGACCACUUGCUGGGAGCCACAGGACACGUGACAUCCAGCACCUCCAAUUUACCUAUUUGUCAGCUCCCCGUACCUGAGGCUUGCUGCCCGGCCUCAGAAAACACUACUUCAACCGAGUACAAGGCAAGGCUAUCUCAGCCUCUGAAGAGCACGUUGCUCAUGUCCUUAACUUGAAAGUCUCUCUAAUGCCAACACCCUGUGAUAGUUGGUCCCUCGCACUGGAUACACUUUAACCACAACAGAGUCUCAGUAAAGUCCUGCUGCACCUGCCCCGCUCACUGCUAUAGUGGCUUCAGCUUUAAACACAAAGUAUAGAUGUUGCAGUUUGGUUUAAAGUCAACUUUUCUGUAACCUGCCUGAACCAUGAAAUCAUGGAGGUCAGCGGUUUCCUCAGCUUGGGCGUUACCAGUCUGCCUGUGCAACUUUGUUUCUUUAACACUCACCCGAAAAUCUGACCUUAAAACAUUUGAAUUCUAAACAUGUAAAAUGUGACAGUCUACAGUUUUGUAGGCAGUAAAGUCAUGGCUGCUAUUUAUAAAUGGAACUUCUAUCAAAACAAGUAACUGUUUAUAAAAUUCAGUUUUUGUAGGAUUUUCCAAGGAAAAGUCACCUUGGCUGAAUGUUUCUCACUAAACUUUACAGAAGUGGUUCAUAUUCGGUACUGUUUUUAAUCGCUUUUUUAAUAUAAGGACAGAAUAUUUGCAAGGAAGCCAAAGUUUGUUACUUUUUAUAAGAGUAAAAUAAAAAAAUCUGAAAGUAACGGUGGUCAUACUCAGCUGAAGGAGGGAAAAAUUUGACAGAAUUUUAGCAAUAUAUCGACCCCAAAAAAGUUGUUUUUUAAGUGAUCUAUUGUAAUUUCUAUGGGUCUGUGUAUCUUUCAGCACUGAGAACUUUGCCAUUUACAGAGAGUAAGUAGUGAAAGUAAGAUCAUCGUAUUUACUGACUUACCUGAUAAGUUUGAUUGAAGAUAAGCCUCAAUCCUCAGUUGAAAAUAAACCUGUAUCUUGGCUAGUGGCUGCUCUGUGUCCAUGAAGUUAACCUCUGCUUUAGUGCUCAGUAAGAUUCUAGCCAUGGUUUCUAUUGCUUCCUUAGAAAAGAGUUAAUAGCCAAUCAGUUUGUGUUUGUAUUUCCAUUUCUUUUUAUUCCCAUUUCUGUGUAAGCUGGUAAUUGAAUAGUCAAACGAAUUCUACUUUGAAAGAGCCCCAAUGGUUUAAUGACCCCCCUUUGUAAAUGAGAAAUGAUUCUUGUUAUAUUAAUGACUCUACGAAUAAUAUGUUGGAUUAAUUGCCUUAGGUUGAUAGCUGGAGGAAUUGUUUUAGACAACACUAAAGGUGUGAAUUUAUAUCUGAGUUUUAUUUUCAGUCUUGCUAAAUAAAAUGAGUCUUUGUAUUUACA